Molecule: messenger RNA, 1799 nt
Organism: Trifolium pratense (red clover)
Lineage: Eukaryota; Viridiplantae; Streptophyta; Magnoliopsida; Fabales; Fabaceae
Product: GPI mannosyltransferase 2
Exons: 7
Coding region: 76-1572 (498 amino acids)
Biological process (GO): GPI anchor biosynthetic process
Cellular component (GO): mannosyltransferase complex; endoplasmic reticulum membrane
Molecular function (GO): alpha-1,6-mannosyltransferase activity; GPI mannosyltransferase activity
Source: RefSeq, a predicted model, not a curated record
AAAAAUCAAUGAAUAAAUGACACAUCCGAUUUAAUUGGAUUUGAUUUGAUCUUCAUUUUGAGUUCCAACUCCAAAAUGGUUCAAACAUCAAACCCUCAUCAUCAUCAUAAUAACGAUCACAAAACAUUGGUAUUAAAAUCAGCAAUAUAUUCAAGGAUCCUUCUAAUAUCCCUAAUCAUCUUCUUCCGAACUCUAGCUUCCCCUUACGACACCUCCGCAUCCUUAAACCCACCUUGCCUCACCACCACCGUCGCCGCCACACCAAACAACACUCACCGUUCUCCAAUCGCUUCCGCUAUCGAAAACGGCAUCGUUUGGGACUCCGUUUACUUUGUUCGCUCCGCUCAAUGUGGCUACGAAUAUGAACAAUCCUACGCUUUUUUACCUCUCCUCCCCCUUUCCAUUUCCUUCUUAUCUCCUUCAAUUCUUUCUUCUUUACUUCCUCAAAGAUCUCUUUUCGCUCUUUCUGCUUAUUUAAUCAAUAAUCUCGCUUUUGUUCUCGCUGCUCUUUACUUUUACAGACUUUCUAUUGCUAUCUUGAAGGAUCCUGAAAUUGCAUUACGAGCUACGGUUUUGUUCUGCUUUAAUCCUGCUUCUAUAUUUUAUUCAUCAAUAUACUCGGAAAGUUUGUAUGCUGUUCUUAGUCUUGGAGGACUGUACUACUUUGUAUCUGGAAAAAAUAAUUUGUCUGUUCUUCUUCUGGCUCUCUCUGGCUGUGCAAGGUCUAAUGGAGUUCUUAAUGCUGGCUAUAUCUGUUUUCAGACUAUGCAUCGGGGUUAUCAUGCCUUGUUUCACAAUAAGAAUGUUACUUUGGCAUUGCAGAUUGCUGUUGUUGGAGCUUUACGCAGUAUAUGUAUAUUUGCUCCAUUUGUAGCCUUCCAGGCUUAUGGCUACUACAAUAUGUGUGUUGGGCGUUUUCCUGAUGAAAGAAGGCCGUGGUGUAAUGCAAGGAUACCGCUGCUUUACAAUUAUAUUCAAAGUCAUUAUUGGAAUGUAGGUUUCUUGAGAUAUUUUCAGCUGAAACAGUUGCCUAACUUCCUUCUUGCAUCUCCAAUACUCUCUCUGGCAUUUUACUCAGUUGUUCAUUAUGCUAAGUCAAGGCCUCAGAUCUUUUACUCCCUGGGUUUUGACACUACUAUUGAAGAGAAGAGCUGUGGAGUUGUGUUUUUGUCAGAGGAUCUUUUAAGGUCCAAAGUAGCUGGCACUGUGGAGAAAUCCUCUGUUAGAACCGAAGAACAUUUCAAUGUUAGGAGGAGGAAGAACAUAAUCAAAGGGGACGUUUCUAAUGUUCCCAUAGAGUCUGAGCCAGAAGCCAGGUCGGGUUACUUGUCUGCAUCUGUUCUCCCGUUUGUGUUGCACUUGGGAUUCAUGGCAGGCACUGCUUUUCUUGUCAUGCAUGUACAGGUGGCAACUCGUUUCUUGUCUGCCAGCCCUCCUCUUUAUUGGUUUGCUGCAUAUAUAAUGACAUAUCCUGCAAAAUACCUUAGAUGGGGAUACCUGAUAUGGGCAUACUCUGCAACAUAUAUUCUUCUUGGCAGUUUGCUAUUUUCAAACUUCUAUCCGUUUACAUGAUUUAUGAAGAUAGACAUGUGGCUGUCCAUGAAUAUGAUGCAGUGUUGGAUCUGAGUUUAAGAUGCCUGUUGGUUACGUCGGCCAUUUGGUGGUUUCUAUUUGAUCUAAUUGACCUGUUAUGUACUAGUAGCACAAUGAGGAAAAUGUCCCCUUCAUGUAGUGCAGCCUGUAUUUUGUAAUCAUUGUAAUGAUUUAGCCUCAACAAAAUCCAAUUUUUUUUUUUUUUU